AUGGUGAGAAAGGAAAAUCCUGAGAAUGAAGUAGAGAAUGAAGGCAACAUGGUGAUGGAUAAGGAGAGAAAAGAGGCAUGGUGUUUACUUAAAACUAUGAAACCCAGUGGCAAUGAGGGCUGGUGUAUAGUAGGAGACUUCAAUGAAAUUAUUACUAAUGAUGGGAAGUGGGGAGGAAAGGCUAGACCAGAAAACCAAAUGGAAAUGUUUAGAGAAUUCAUGAGAGGUGGAAACUUGUUUGAUCUGGGUUGGAGAGGUGACAAGUUCACCUGGAGUAAUUCCUAUACAGAUGCAACCUUCACUAAAGAAAGGCUAGAUAGAGCCGUGGCGAAUCCUCAAUGGAUGAACACUUAUACUGAGUCUUGGGUGGAAGUGAUGGUGGCUAGAACUUCAGACCAUAAGCCACUGAAAGCAUUUCAAAGAUGGAAUAAAAACAAGAAGCAAAUGCACGAGCAGGAAGUAGAGGAAAAAACCAAGACCUUACAACUUCUACAAGCUAUGGAAAAUGGAAGUAAUGUGGAGGAACUCAGGAAGGUCACUAAAGAGCUGCAUCUAGAACUAGAGAAGGAGGAUCUUUGGUGGAAGCAACGAGCAAAGAGAAGCUGGCUGUUUCAAACUACUAACCCAAGUCAGGAGGAGAUUGAAAUGUGUCUAGUGGGAAUGAGUAAGAGAGUAACUACAAAAAUGAAUAGAAGGCUGUCAAGAAGGUUCACACCAACAGAAGUGGAGGAAGUUGUGAAGCAAAUGGCCCCAUUAAAAGCCCCUGGUCCAGAUGGAUUUGGACCAUGUUUUUACCAAAAUCAUUGGGAUGUAGUUUCUGAAGAAGUGUGUAGAGCUGCACUUGAUAUACUAAAUGGUAACCCUAUUGAUCCUGGCCUCAAUUAUACCUACCUAGCUUUGAUCCCUAAAUCUGUGAACCCCAAAAAAGUUAUUAAGUACAGACCUAUAAGUUUGUGCAAUGUAAUGUAUAAAAUAGUUUCUAAAGCUAUCUCCAACAGAUUCAAACUUGUCUUAUCUGAGGUUAUUUCCCCCUCCCAAAGUGCUUUCCUGCCUGGUAGACUUAUUAAUGACAAUGUCAUAGUAGCCUACGAGUUAUUGCAUUCUAUGAAGAGUAGAAAGAAAGGGAGAAUAGGAAGUAUGGCUAUGAAGUUAGACAUGUCUAAGGCUUUUGACCGAGUAGAGUGGGAUGUUUUAAAAGCCGUUUUGACUAAACUUGGCUUCUGUAAAAAGUGGACAGAUUUGGUGAUGAAAUGUGGACUGAGCAGUUUGCUUGAUUUUUAUGAAAAGAGUAAGCUCAUAAGAGGGGUGCAAGUGGCUAGAGGAGGGACUAGUAUCAAUCAUCUGCUGUUCACAGAUGAUUGUAUCUUAUUUGGAAGGGCUAACAUUGAGGAAUGGAGGAAAAUUCAAGAAAUUCUCUUGGUUUAUGAAAAGGCCUCUGGACAGUUCCUUAACAAAGGAAAAACUUCUGUUUUUUUCAGCAAUAAUACUCAGUUGGCAGACAAGCAGGCCAUUAAGGAAGCUGGAAACUCUUUUGUUUGUGGCACUCAUGAAAAAUAUCUUGGUCUCCCUGCUAUGGUAGGAAAAUCAAGGUACAACACUUUCAGAAACCUAAAGGAGAAGAUUUGGCAGAAAAUUUCUAGUUGGAAAAAUAUUUUCUUGUCUCAAGCUGGAAAAGAAGUGCUUAUCAAGGCUGUUUUACAGUCUAUUCCAACCUUCACUAUGGGAGUUUUUAAACUCCCUAUUGAACUUUGCAAGGAAAUCAAUGGUAUGCUUUCUAAAUUCUGGUGGGGAAGUCAGCAGGAGGGGAGAGGGAUGGUAUGGAAGAAAUGGAAAAAUAUGAAUAUUCAGAAAGGCAGAGGGGGAAUGGGUUUUAGAGACUUGGAAAGCUUUAAUGCUGCACUCCUUGCUAAACAAGGAUGGAGAAUACUCAAAUAUCCACUGUCCUUGGCAGCAGUUUUACUCAAAGAAAAAUACUUCAGACAUGGAAAUUUUUUGGAUGCUAAGCUGGGUGCUCAACCCUCUUUGGUAUGGAGGAGCAUAUGGUCUGCAAAGGUCCUUUUGAGAGAAGGUCUUAGGUGGAAAGUGGGAGAUGGGAAGAAGAUUAAUAUAUGGGGGCCCAAAUGCCUAACUAGUCCCACUACUUUUGCUGUCCAGUCCCCAGUGUCUCUACUGCAGAAAGAUGCCAAAGUGGAAGAGUUAAUUGACAGACAGAAAGGAGAGUGGAAUGAAACAAUGAUAAGAACCAUAUUCUCGGAGGAAGAAGUUGAACAGAUCCUUUGUAUGCCAUUGAGUAGAGGUCGAGCAAAGGACAAGAUCUUUUGGGGGCCAACUAAGAAGGGUCUGUUUACAGUCAGAAGUGCAUAUUUUUUGCACAUGGAAUUAAAAGAAAGAAACAAAGGAGAGAGUUCAACAGAAAAGAAAGUAGGUGACAUAUGGAAAAGCAUUUGGGACCUCGAGAUACCAGGUGUGACAAAACUUUUCUUAUGGAAAGCUGCAAACAGCCUGCUGCCAACAAAAGUAAACCUUUACAGGAGAAAUAUAUCAAUGGACAAAAGAUGCCCUAUGUGUGAUGCAGAAGAAGAAUCUCUUAUUCAUAUUCUGUGGGAAUGCCCUGCAGCAAAUGAUUUAUGGGGUAAUGAUGCAAGUUAUGUCAAGAAGUGGACUAGAUCAGAGGUGAAUUUCCUGGAACUUUGGGAACAACUCAGAUGUCAACUAAGCAAGAACCAGCUAGAAGAGGUGGCAGUGAUGCUAAGGAAGGUCUGGCUCAGGAGAAAUGAAUGGAUCUUUGAGAAGAGAUUGGCUUGCCCCAGAAAUUAUUUUAUUACCACGAGAGUAGCCUUGCAAGAGUUUCAGGAAAUACAAGUUAAAGCUUCUCAAAACAGACAGAAGGAGGCACAACAGAGAAUUUCAGUGUAG
Juglans microcarpa x Juglans regia is the source of this 2916-nucleotide messenger RNA. RefSeq lists its product as uncharacterized. The transcript has 5 exons. NCBI's taxonomy places the organism in Eukaryota, Viridiplantae, Streptophyta, Magnoliopsida, Fagales, Juglandaceae. The record is from RefSeq and is a predicted model, not a curated record. Bases 1 to 2916 code for a protein of 971 amino acids.